AUGGCCCAUGCUGAUUUGAGAGUGAAGCGCGACGGCCCCAAACCACGUAGAGCAUUCCUCUCUGCGUCCCAACAACGACGGUCUUCCGGAUACCCAGCAUCAUGGACAUCUAGAUGGAAACACCGUCAGCAACCUCCGCCAACCCGAGUCCAUUGUGAACAGCAGGACAGCUCACCCGGGCCACUGGUCCUUGUUCGAAGAGAAUCCUCACAAACACUGUUGGAUCCUGAAGAGGAGCCGGAACUAGUCCUUCCAAAGUCCAUCCAAAUCGGCCCAGAAGUUUUGUCUGUGAACCGCUUCUACACAAACUAUGCCGCGCAGGCGAGUAUUUUGAUAUUCAGUCGACUUCCCGAGUACUACGACGUCGAUCUAUCCGAUGCGAGCCACGCACGACACGCCACACACGCUGUGGCUUUAGCGAGUGCAUCUCGAUCUCUCCGUCAAUCAGGGCUCAUGGUCGAAGCUCGGCGACAUUACGGCAAAGCCAUUUCGACUCUAAACCAAGCUCUUCAAGACCCAGUUGCAGUGCGAGACGAUGCCAACCUCGUCACGUUGUUUCUGUUCGGCAUGUUUGAGGUCAUCAAUGGCAAGCGAGGCACAAGCACGAUUGACUUGCAAGAAAACGUAUUCCCCCAUGGGGCUGGAGGCUUGCAGUUGUUCAAGUUUCGGGCAGACCAUGGCUUGACAAACGAAGUCGACAAAGCCUGCUUCACCUUCUUCUGUCAUGCGGCAUUGAUGGAGAUGUUCAUACAACGAGACCACUUGACGCCUCUAUGGUCAAUGCUGGAAGAGGUAGAAACUCCGUGGGGCAAAGGUCCAGUUCUCGAGCCACUUGUCAGACAAGUGGUCGAUUUCAAGAGAGCCUUUGACUUCAAGGUGCAAGUCCAAGGUAACUUGACCAAGUUAACCGAAAGUCCCCCGGAGGAUUUGCUCGACCUAAUCCGAAACGGCAUCGAAUUGAGCAGCGAUCUUGAGGCAGCCGUCGCGUUCCUCGGUUUCUCUGGCGCUUCAACAUGUUCCGGGCAGCAGCAGAAGGUGUUCAACGGUCUGUUCUCACUGUCGUCUGAGUCAUCCGUUGCUAUCGCGCGAAGUCAUUAUCGUUCGCUUCGUGUAUACCUUCUAGAGAGGAUUAUCGAGUUACGGAACAUUCUAAAGGAGAGCAGCGGCAAAGUCGCCACUAGCUUAGGUCCUAUGCCGAGUUGGUCGGAUGGUGUCUCUGUCGUUGAAGACAUUCUCGAAGAUAUCCGAACAGUAUUCGGCCUAGAAGGGAAGAAAGAGGCGCCGACCGAGGGUAUUGCUUACAGAACCAUGACAAUGUUCUGGCCAAUGGUUAUGGUACGGACCUCAUGUUUCGCAGGUCCUCAUAAUGGUAGGUGGGUAGCAGAAAAGAUGCUGGAGUUAACCACGGAAUCGGGAUUUGGCCUUGGUGUGGAAGCUGCGAGUGCUUGAAGGCAUCGCAUCACAUCACCGAGGCGUUGCACUGUGGAGAUAGACUAUCGGUCAAGUUUAUCGGACUUUUUUCAAACCCUUUUCUGAAUGGCCUUCAGCUACAUGGAAAGGUAUUCGGAAAGUGGACAGAACGACUGGGAAUUUCACGAAGCUAGGAAAUCGGGCACAUGAGAAUGCAUGUAUGUUGGUCACGGACUCACGAGUCAUGGUCGGGAUAUGGGUCAGAAUUCCUCCCAUGGUGAUGGGGAAUUUACGAAUAAUUAAGAUACCAUUAAUGUUUCAGAAUGAGGGCAAGGAUGGGUACAUAUUGGGAACCUCGAGCUAUGGUGAUUAACAUAUCGAAGCGUGUUUUUGGGAGUCGUUGCAGGCAGUGAUUCAUCGUGAGUUGGUCGACAAUGGCCAUCGUGCUCUUGCGCUGCUUUCUUCGGGCAAGCCUCAGAC
This is a messenger RNA of Colletotrichum acutatum, 1890 nucleotides long. RefSeq lists its product as uncharacterized. The coding region runs from base 1 to 1449 and encodes 482 amino acids. The transcript is spliced from 3 exons. The record is from RefSeq and is a predicted model, not a curated record. Lineage: Eukaryota; Fungi; Ascomycota; Sordariomycetes; Glomerellales; Glomerellaceae.